AUGUUCACUCCGCAAGCUGCUCGCAGGCCGCCUGGCAGUAUGCAGCCUGGUGCUCCUGUUCAAAGUCAAAGCGACAUUCAUGCGAAGGAAAAACUCGCUGCCUACGUGUACGAAUACUUGGUCAUCUCUGGAGCUACGAAAACUGCCGAAGUGUUCAAAGAAGAAGUUUUGAAUAACGUUCCCAACGGAGCCAUCAAGCCCUACUUUUGGGAUCUUUAUUGUGCAGCUCCUGAACGGAGAGAUGGACCCGAUGGGAUUCGUUCCUGGUGGUUUUGGGCCGCGCCGGACCAGAUGAUGAACGGAAUGCACGGUCCUGGG
Ostertagia ostertagi is the source of this 318-nucleotide messenger RNA. The record is from the annotation of a GenBank genome assembly. Lineage: Eukaryota; Metazoa; Nematoda; Chromadorea; Rhabditida; Trichostrongylidae.